Messenger RNA from Rhododendron vialii, 2133 nucleotides. RefSeq names its product ankyrin repeat-containing protein At5g02620-like. Lineage: Eukaryota; Viridiplantae; Streptophyta; Magnoliopsida; Ericales; Ericaceae. Gene Ontology annotation, molecular function: protein phosphatase regulator activity; protein phosphatase 1 binding. The coding region runs from base 339 to 1775 and encodes 478 amino acids. The record is from RefSeq and is a predicted model, not a curated record. Gene Ontology annotation, cellular component: plasma membrane. The transcript is spliced from 4 exons.
AAAUCUCGAAGAGGGAUACAUCGACCUUUUAUCAAUGUUUUGUUGUGCUUGGUCUCAUUAAUGCUAGGUACCCAAAAAAACUCACUCAAAAAGUAUUCCGAAAUGAAAAAAUCAAGAGUACACCUCUUAAAAUACGGGCUCCCCUUUCUGGAUAAGUUGUUUGGAUACCUAGCAUUGCUCGGUCGGCUUUGCCUAUAUAAGAAGGUCUAGUAUGCCGCUUUGAUUUCAUAGCAGUUUUUUCCUUUCUUAUUACUUGUUUCGAGUGGUCAGUCAAAUAUUUCUAGUCUUUCCUUAUUAUUAAAGAAAAAAAAAAGUUAAAUAUUACUAUUUCGAUCGAUAUGAGCGAGACAGAAGAAGUGGCGAAAAGGCUCUAUGAAGCCUGCUUGAGUGGGAGUGUCGAAAUGUUAAAAACAUUGAUUGAGAAAGAUCCACUCAUUCUCGACCGAGCUAGCUCAACUGAGUGCUUCUCCAGUGACACCCCCUUGCACGUAGCGGUAUUGCGCGGUCAUUUGGAUUUCACGAAUGCCCUUCUGAGUCAGAAAUCAACACUUGCCGCCGAGUUAGACUCGCGACGGUGUACACCCCUCCACUUGGCUUCCACUGAGGGCCACUUCAAGAUUGUACACGAGUUGUUACGGGUGAACCCCAAAGUCUGCAUCGCUCGUGAUCAAGACGGUAGAACCCCUCUUCACUUGGCGGUCAUGAAAGAGCGAGUAGAGGUUAUAUUGGAACUACUUGGGGCCAAACCAUUUUCAGUUCAUGACAAACUAGGUAGAGGGGAGACUGUGUUGCACUUGUCAGUCAAGUACAAUAGGCCAGAAGCUUUAAAGACAUUGGUGAAACAUCUGCAUAGCAAGCAGAGCAGUGACAUGGAAUCUCUCCUAAACUCUAGAGAUGAUGAUGGCAACAAUAUCUUGCAUCUUGCUGCAGCCCUCAAACAAGUGAAUACCAUAGAGUAUUUGUUGGGAAUAAAGAGUGUCAAAGAUCAUGCCAAUGACAAGAACCAGAACGGUUCUACAGCUUUGGAUGUUGUGGAGCAUUGUCCAAACAGAGACCUAAAAACAAUGGAAAUUCGUGAGUUUCUGUUGCAAGCUGGUGUUCAAAGAUCCAAUUGCGAUGAGCCGAAACUGAAACCCGAGUUACCUUCCAAAAAUCCUCCUCGUACUGAACAAAAGAUUUCUCCGUUUUGGAAAUGGUUUGAGGUCGACCCUCACUGGAUCGAACAGGUACAUGGCCAUUUAAUAACGACAGCUGCCUUGACGGCAACCAUGGCUUAUCAAUGUAUUAUGAGUCCGCCUGGUGGUGUUUGGCAAAAUGAUAAAAAAGGCAGUUCGACUGUCCGUUCUUAUUCCUUGGCCGAUACUGCAGAAGAGGAUGACGAUGGGCAUAAAGCGGGACACGCCAUUUUGGAACAUCGUGGCUCUUAUCGUACUUUCUUGGCUCUAAACAACAUAGUCUUGGCAGGAUCGUUGGGCAUUAUUAUGCUGGCCAUGAGUGGAUUCUCAAUCCGCAAUAAGUUUCUAACAUGGUCGUUGGUAAUCACUGUGUAUAUCACAGUUACAUGCAUGGGUGCAGCUUAUGUGACAGCAAUUAAUUUAGUAUCCCCAGAACCAGUUUUAGGGGACAUACUUCAUAUACUGUUUGUGGCUUGGCUGGUUCUAUGCUCAGUUUCUGUUGCGGUGCUUCACUCAUGCCACUUAUUGGUAUCGCUGUGGAAAAAGACAAAAAAUAUGUUUCCACAAACUCGACGCGCUACCAACAAUAUUAUAGUAUAACGAGGAGUCAUAAGUGCGUGGGAAACUUUUGCUUGCCGGUCUUUGUUGUACUUUGGGAUUCUAUUCGAAGCCGAGGAUUUGUGUUUGUGGGCCUGGAUGAUUGCUGCAGACUGGCGGAUCUAGUGUUGUCGUCAAUCUUAAAUAAAGAGUACUGUAACAUAAUAUGCGUGUGCCCGAGGCCCUUUAUUAUGUGACUGUCUGUUGUAUUUGUGCAAUUCCUAUGUUUGCACUAGCCUAUAUGGUGUGUAGUAGUAUGAAAGAAGCUAGAUCCUUCUUCUUUGUGUAUUUGCCUGUAUGGUUGUGGGUGCCAUGUAUUUGUUGUAUGGUUGUUAAUGAGUAUUCGGUUUGUUGCAUGUUA